Hipposideros armiger (great roundleaf bat) is the source of this 2881-nucleotide messenger RNA. RefSeq names its product potassium voltage-gated channel modifier subfamily S member 1 (gene KCNS1). The coding region runs from base 375 to 1949 and encodes 524 amino acids. The record is from RefSeq and is a predicted model, not a curated record. NCBI's taxonomy places the organism in Eukaryota, Metazoa, Chordata, Mammalia, Chiroptera, Hipposideridae. Gene Ontology annotation, cellular component: membrane; voltage-gated potassium channel complex. Gene Ontology annotation, molecular function: delayed rectifier potassium channel activity; protein binding. Gene Ontology annotation, biological process: potassium ion transmembrane transport; action potential; protein homooligomerization. The transcript has 5 exons.
CCGGCCCGGGUGCGCCAGCGGCUUCCAAGCCUCGGGGCUUCCGGAGGGGCAGCGACAGAUAAGAGAGCGAAAGCCCAGAGCGGGAGGAGACUGACACUGGCCUGCGGUCACACAAGUGACAGAGCUAAGGAUGAAACCCCGACCUGCUUAACACCAACGCACAGGGUGAUGCUGUUGCUGCUAGUCCAGGGAACACACUCAGAGAACUACGGGUCUGCAGCGAUUCUCCCAGCAACCCCGGGUGGUAAAGAAGCAUCGCUAUCCUCGUCUCGCUGCGGAGGAAACAGGUUCAGAGUGCUGGAGCGUCCGAGAUCCCACAGUAGACUUCUGGGAUACGAACAUCUAAGUUUGUCUGGAAAGGGGAAACAUCCUGUAUGAGCACUCUCCCAGGGGCCAGGACAUCCUGCCAUUCAACCACUUUCAUAAUCCUCCAAGACCAGCGCGCUCCAGCCAUGGUGAGCGAGUCCCCGGGGCCCGGCGCCAGGGUCCCCUGGAGGCGAAGCGACGAGGCGCUGCGCGUGAACGUGGGCGGCGUGCGGCGGCGGCUCAGCGCGCGCGCCCUGGCGCGCUUUCCGGGCACGCGGCUGGGCCGCCUGCAGGCCGCGGCGUCCGAGGAGCAGGCGCGGCGCCUGUGCGACGACUACGACGCGACGGCACGCGAGUUUUACUUCGACCGGCACCCGGGCUUCUUCCUCGGGCUGCUGCACUUCUACCGCACCGGCCACCUGCACGUGCUCGACGAGCUGUGCGUCUUCGCCUUCGGUCAGGAGGCCGACUACUGGGGCCUGGGCGAGAGCGCGCUGGCCACGUGCUGCCGCGCGCGCUACCAGGAGCGGCGCGUGGCGCGGCCGCGCGCCUGGGACGAGGACAGCGAUGCGCCGAGCAGCGUGGACCCGAGCCCCGGCGAGAUCUCCGACGUGCAGCGCGAGCUGGCGCGCUACGGCGCGGCGCGUUGCGGCCGCUUGCGUCGCCGCCUCUGGCUUACCAUGGAGAACCCGGGCUACUCGUUGCCCAGCAAGCUCUUCAGCUGCGUCUCCAUCGGCGUGGUGCUCGCCUCCAUCGCCGCUAUGUGCAUCCACAGCCUGCCUGAGUACCAGGCCCGCGAAGCGGAGGCCGCCGCGGCUGCGGUGGCCGCGGGCCGCAGCCCGGAAGAGGUGCGCGACGACCCUGUGCUGCGGCGCUUGGAGUACUUCUGCAUCGCCUGGUUCAGCUUCGAGGUGUCGUCGCGCCUCCUGCUGGCGCCCAGCACGCGUAACUUCUUCUGCCACCCCCUCAACCUCAUCGACAUCGUGUCGGUGCUGCCUUUCUAUCUAACGCUGAUGGCUGGAGCGGCUCUUGGCGACCAGGGAGGCACGGGCGGCGAGGAGCUCGGCGACCUGGGCAAGGUGGUGCAGGUGUUCCGCCUCAUGCGCAUCUUCCGCGUGCUCAAGUUGGCGCGCCACUCCACGGGGCUGCGAUCGCUGGGCGCCACGCUCAAGCACAGCUACCGUGAGGUGGGCAUCUUACUGCUCUACCUGGCUGUGGGUGUGUCAGUGUUCUCCGGUGUGGCCUACACAGCUGAGAAGGAGGAGGACGUGGGCUUUGACACCAUUCCGGCCUGCUGGUGGUGGGGCACAGUGAGCAUGACCACGGUGGGCUACGGGGAUGUGGUGCCGGUGACGGUGGCUGGCAAGCUGGCAGCCUCGGGCUGUAUUCUAGGGGGCAUCCUGGUGGUAGCACUCCCCAUCACCAUCAUCUUCAACAAGUUCUCCCAUUUCUACCGGCGCCAGAAGGCUCUGGAAGCUGCUGUGCGCAACAGUGACCACCGGGAGUUUGAGGACUUGCUGAGCAGCGUUGAUGGGGUGUCAGAGGCGUCUCUGGAAACAUCCCGCGAGACCUCCCAGGAGGGAAGGUCUACAGACCUGGAGGCCCCGGACCCCAGUGGGCCUCCAAACUCUCAGAUUUCUUAAAACCAGGGCUCCAUAUCCCCUUUCCCACACGCCUACAGUCAGCUGCAGCGGAGCAGAAAUUCUUCCCCUGUGUAAGUUCUUCAUGGUCGCAUGACUGCUCUGAUCACUCAUGCUGGCCUGAGAAAUGACACCCAGAGGCCAAGUCCCUUCCUCCAAAGGCCCAGGGCAGGAUAGUGUUACCCUAGAUUGUGUGAGCCUGGAGGGUGACCCAGAGACCUUUAUAAACAAACCUCCAAGCCAUCCGGGAAGCAGCAUGAGCAAGAGGGAGAAAGUUGAAAGGAUGCUAACAGUUCCUGAGCACCUGCUGUCUAUUAGCCAGAUCCUAUUUGGUCCUAUGUUGCAGGAGAAGAAUUAUCCCCAUUUCACAGAGGAUCAAACUGAGGCUUGGUGAGGUGCACUGACUUGCCCAAAUGUCAUGCAACUAGAAGCGAUGGAGUCAGGUUUGGAAUGCGUGCCUGUUCGUCUGCCAAAACAAUGUUCCUCCCAAUCUGUCUUCUGCCCUCACAAAGUUCGCGUGGGGUUUUAGUGGGUUCAUGGAUCCCUGGGGUUGAUCCUUAGAGUUAGAAACCCUCUGUUAGAGCCAGGGAAAGGAUCAGAUGGGAUUUAGAUGUAGGAGCCCUAGACCUCAGCUGCGGUUCUUCCCCAGGAGCUUCCAACAGGAGUCAGCUCUCCAGGCUGAGGUCUGGGAGGGAGGAAGAGGGAGCUGCCUCCUUAGCUGACGUGCAAGAUUUGCUAAGCAGUAGUCCUGUGGCUGCCUCCCAGGGCUGGCUUGAGAUACAGAAAUAGGGGCCCUGGCCUGAGACCUGAAGUCUAGACCCAGCUAUGGGACCUGAUGUGUGAAACAAGUCCUUGCCCCAUCUCCAGAUUUCAGCCCAUCUGUCAAAUGACCACCGUCUGGGCCCAGAGGGAGAGGAAAGCCAAAUGGAGCAGAG